AUGGAUGUGGGUGCAGCGCAAUUCGAGGAACAGUUGCCCCGUCUGCAGGAGCUCCUCCUUGGCUGCGACUUUGUUGGCUUUGACAUGGAAUUCACAGGUUUGCACUCGGUCUUUCCGCCUGAUAGACAACCUGGUCUCUUUGAUUCUCCUGCUGAGUGGUACCGGAAAGCCAGACGAAGUGUUCAGCAGUUUACAGUGAGUCAGCUUGGUUUGUCAAUAUUUUGCAAUGAAAAGUCAAACAAGUAUAUGGCACAUUCAUAUAACUUUUUCCUCUUCCCCACGACAUUUGGCCAAAUGGAUUCUGAAUUCUCUUUCCAAGCAUCUAGCAUUCAGUUCCUGUCUCACUAUGGUUUUGACUUUAACAAGUUUCUUAAAGAUGGGAUCCCAUAUAUGAAUGAAACACAAGAGAGGAAACUCCAGCAUCUUUUACCUGGUAGUUGGGUGAUCUGUAGUGGUUUCAGAAAGGACAAGCUGAAAAGAGUGAUUGAUGAAGUAACAUGCUGGGUAUCCUCAGCAGAAGAGGAAGAUUCUAUGGUUUUGCGAGAUAUUUAUGGUUUCCAGAUAUUUGAAAUACAGCUGAUUCUAAGGCAAGCUAUCCAAGAUAUUUGGACGAUCCCUUUGGGAGGUCAAGAGGUGAUGGUGAAAAAGAUGAAUCCACACCAUCGUUGGCAGCUGGAAAACACUUCCUGUGACUCCUGUCAAAGAGAGAAAAUUCUUCUCUCUGCAAGGGGCUUUACCAACCUUUUCCAGACACUUGUUAAAGCAAAGAAGCCUUUGGUGGGACACAACAUGCUGAUGGAUCUUCUGCAUCUGCAUGAGAAGUUUUACAGACCCCUUCCUGAAAACUAUGAGGAGUUUAAAAAGAAUGUACACACCCUGUUUCCUGUUCUCAUAGACACAAAGAAUGUAGCAAAAGCUACCUGGAAGGAAUUCCAGUUUCCUCAAGCUUCUACUCUUUUGGAGGUUUAUGAAGUGUUGUGCAGUGCCAUGAAUCCUUCAAACCAGUCUGGUCCAGAGAUCUUGCAUGCAAGCGACUGCCUCAAAUAUGCUACGACGAAGUCUCCCCAUGAGGCGGCCUAUGAUGCAUUCCUCUGUGGAUCAGUGCUUCUUAAAAUUGCCCAUUUGCUCCUUUGCGGAAGUUCUUGUGAUCCAACAAGGAGUGCCCCCUCUUUUUCUCAGUACUUUGAGGUAUUGGCUGCGUACGUGAAUCAGGUGAAUCUGAUUCGAGCUGGAGUUUCGAAAAUUAAUUUUUCUGGCAUGGAUCGCUCUACAGAGCGCCCCCCUCUCCUCAUAGCUGAUGUACGAGGAUGGCCUGGGGUGAAUGAGGAGCAGAUCCACCGGGAGUUAAGAACUUUCUGCCGAUUCGAUGUGCAACGCCUGGGAGUGAGCCGAUUUCUCUUGCUCUCCAAUAAAUUUAAAGAUGUCAGGAUGAUUCUGAGAGAAUAUAAAGCGCACCCCAACCUGCAGAUUUCUCUGUACCGCCACUGGAGGCAUUCUCCACGAGUGAACUGCUUCCUGCAAAUUUGUGGCGUUGUGGCUUCUUGGUCUCUACUGGCUUUCUUGCUCGGAGGUUCUUCCAAUUAUGCUGUGUAGCGGAUCAUCUC
Elgaria multicarinata webbii is the source of this 1604-nucleotide messenger RNA. It is a transcript of the gene PNLDC1, whose product is annotated as PARN like ribonuclease domain containing exonuclease 1. Gene Ontology annotation, molecular function: poly(A)-specific ribonuclease activity; RNA binding. Gene Ontology annotation, biological process: nuclear-transcribed mRNA poly(A) tail shortening. The transcript is spliced from 19 exons. Gene Ontology annotation, cellular component: cytoplasm; endoplasmic reticulum. Lineage: Eukaryota; Metazoa; Chordata; Lepidosauria; Squamata; Anguidae. The coding region runs from base 1 to 1593 and encodes 530 amino acids. The record is from RefSeq and is a predicted model, not a curated record.